AUGCGCAGUGAGCAAAGUGAAGCCAAGGGAAAGGGCGGGGCGAGUGAUGGCGGAGCCAGGCCCGGGGAGGAGGAUGAGGAGGAAAAGGAGAGGGAGGAGGAAGCGGCGCCACGGGACGGGAUCAAUCGGGACGAGACGUCCUCGGAUUCAUCAUCCCCUCGUUUCCUGCCGAAUUCCAGAGACACCGCACCCGGCGCCGCCGCCCACGCGUCCCUGUCCCGGUUAACACCGGGAUAACUCCGGGAUAACUUCGGGAGCCGAGGGAUCCCCGGAGCCGCCGGUGCCCGCCGGGAGCUGCGGGGAUGCCCCAGCAGCGGGCAGUGCCCGCGCUGACCACGCUGUGCCUGCAGAACCUGGCCCAGCACAUGCAGAGUUUCUGGGCCAAGGACUACAGUGACAACUACCUGGACGAGUUCGAGUUCCGCUUCAUCGUGGGCCCCUUCAACGACCUGGCCUGCGAGCUGGUGCAGGAGCUGCUGCAGCUGCUGGCGAGCAGCCGGCGGCUGUCGCGCGCGGCGCUGCACCUGCUGCUGCUGCCACACCUGCGCCAGCUCAGCCUGCAGCCCUGCCCCAGGCUCGCCAACAACGCCCUGGGACACCUCAUCAUCGUGCGCUGCCAGCGCCUGAGAGUGCUGGACCUGCAGGGCUGUGAGCGCCUCUCGCCGUCCGUGCUGGUGGACCUGGCCGAGGGGCUGCCGCUGCUGAGCCACCUGGGGCUGGCCCACACCCAGGCCAACGUGCAGGUGCUCUCGGCCGUGGGCUCCUGCUGCCGCCACCUGCGGGAGCUCAACGUGUCCGGCUGCAAGAAGCUGACGCCGCGCGCCCUGUGGCACCUGGGCUAUGACCCCGUGGCACGGAGCCCGGGCUGCCCCAAGCUCCGUGUCCUGCUGGCCCGUGACCUGGAGGACUUCGAGGACGGGGAUGGGGACGCGGCUGCCGUGGCCUUCUUGCUGCUGGCCCUGCCGUGCCUGGAGGUGCUGGCACACAGCGCCCUGCUGGACGCGCUCCGGCUGCUCCACUCGCGGCGGCUGGACGGUGCCGAGGCCCCCGAGGGCUUCCCCUCGCUGGAGGAGCUGCUGCGGGGCCGGGGGGCUGCACCGGAGGGAGCCCUGCUCACGCUGCCCCUGCGGCAGCUGGAGGACGUGGAGGAGGACGCCCUGGGCGCCGUGCGUGCCCUGUGUCCCCAGGCCGAGGAGGUCAAGCUGUGGCUGGAGGACAGUCCCGGCCCCUCAGGGCUCCGGGAGCUGCUGGGCUGGACGUGCCUGUCCCGGGUGAUGCUGGGCUGCUCCGGGCUGCGCGGCCGGGCGCUGGCAGAGGUUCUGCCCCUGGCACAGCACCUGGGCACCCGCUUGCACAGCCUGACCCUGCACGGCUUCAGCUGGCGCGACCCGCUCUCGCUGCCCACCCUGCUCUCCAGCUGCCCCGGCCUGCAGAGCUUCAGCGUCGUGCUGGAAGUGCCGCCGGACCCCCACGCCCACGCCGAGCCCCCCGCCCUGCCACCAGGCUGUGCCACCGACCUGCCCCGCGGGCUGCCCCAGCUGCAGAGCUUCUCACUGAUGCUGCCCUGCCCCGCGCCGGCCUCCUACGGGCCGGUGCUGACCUCCACGCUGGCCUCGGUGCUGUGCCAGGCCCCGCGGCUGCACACCCUGAGCCUGCUGUCCGUGCGCUUCCUGCUGGACCCGGUGCUGGAGGUGGCGCUGGCGGGGCCGGGGCUGCGGGAGCUGCGGGAGCUGUCGCUGGCCGACAGCUUCGUGUCUGCCGGCGCCGUGUGGCAGCUGCUGAGCUCCGACGGGCCCCUGCGGCGCCUGAACCUGGCCCGCUGCCCCGACAUCUACCGGCGCGACUACGACGCCUUCCUGCAGGCCGUGAAGAGGCAGCGGCUGGACCUGGACAUCAUCUGGGACAGCAUCUGGGACUAGCGGCACGUGUGGCGCCGGGGUUUUUAAUAAAAGCAUCACAGUCACGCCUG
Prinia subflava (tawny-flanked prinia) is the source of this 1969-nucleotide messenger RNA. RefSeq lists its product as uncharacterized. Gene Ontology annotation, cellular component: cytoplasm. The record is from RefSeq and is a predicted model, not a curated record. The transcript has 5 exons. NCBI's taxonomy places the organism in Eukaryota, Metazoa, Chordata, Aves, Passeriformes, Cisticolidae. The coding region runs from base 303 to 1919 and encodes 538 amino acids.